Molecule: messenger RNA, 1220 nt
Organism: Williopsis jadinii
Lineage: Eukaryota; Fungi; Ascomycota; Saccharomycetes; Phaffomycetales; Wickerhamomycetaceae
Gene: YNG2
Product: histone acetyltransferase YNG2
Exons: 1
Coding region: 23-928 (301 amino acids)
Biological process (GO): regulation of DNA-templated transcription
Cellular component (GO): nucleus; Rpd3L-Expanded complex; Rpd3L complex
Source: RefSeq, a predicted model, not a curated record
AAGAUAGCAGAAUAAGACAAAUAUGGAUACCGCUGCUACAUUAGAUCAAUACACCCAGGAUCUGUCAAACUUACCUGCUGAACUACAGUAUCUGCUGGCAGAACUUGGAACUUCAGACAGUAACCUGUAUGAGACUAGAAAGAAGAUGUUACAGAAAGAUGGGAGCAUCCACAAGUUUAUCAAACAACACGGUUCGUUGACGAAGAACCCUAAGGAGGCUCAGCUUUACCCUAAGAUAAGAGAGGAUCUUAAUAGUGCAGAACAGCUGCAGAAGAAGAAAGUGAUUACCGCAAACACAGCGCUGUUCCUGACGGCAAAGCACCUUCUCAAGUUGGAGUCGGACAUGGAGAAGUUGAAAUCCGAAGGAUUGCUGGUUGUUGAAGAUAUGGACAUCGAUCUGGAUGAAGUUAUGUCUAGUAAGACCUCCAGUAGGGCUGGAACCACUGAUCUUUUACUGAAUGGCGAUUUCUUGACUACCUCAAACGCAACUGUGGCAUCCAUGACCACAACGCAGAAGAAAGCUAGGAAGUCGUCUGUACGAGCCUCAACGCCUGCGGCGGUCACGGCACUCAGAGCAAACAAGAGGCAAAAGACUGUGGAGUCUUCAGCUUCCCCUGACGUGGUGGACUCGCAACAAUCUCCUGGUAGUCUUAUGGUUGCGAAAGGCUCAAAUAAGGGAUCUGCAACGGCGUCAGCUUUAGUGACUGCAUCACCAAAAGUUGAACAACAGGGUAAAGAUGAAGAGAAUGAGCUGUACUGCUUUUGUCAAAGGGUUUCGUUUGGAGAAAUGGUUGGAUGUGAUAACGACGAUUGUAAAUAUGAAUGGUUCCAUUAUGAGUGUGUCGGGUUGAAGGAGCCUCCAAAGGGUAAAUGGUACUGCCCUGAUUGUUCUGAAAGGCUUAAAAGGGAGAAGAAGAAGAAGAAAUAGUUGUAACAUGUUUAUUUAUUGGGUUCAUUAAUUAGCAGUACAAACUGAGCGCCCAAAUGAGUAAACUUUGGCCAAUAAACGUGUAGAGGAAGAGGAAAUAGUUUGAGUUCUUGAGAGCUUUUCCUCCCAUUGCUUGCGUUGGACUGUUGAUACCGCCAAAGAGGUUGAAUCUGAUGGCCCUCAAUUCAAAGAAGCCAUAGGCAAUGAUCAGAUAGAUGUAAAUGAUCCAGUUCAAGUAUCUUAUUGAUGAAACGUUCUUCACAAUGUUUAUGAUCAGCAAUGGCACGAAUUU